CUUGAGUCACGUGCCUGUCAAACCCCGUUACCCUCGCGCAGCCGUCGUCAACACAACUGAGGAAGUAGCAAGAAGCUAACCUGGCUAACGUAAACUAAGUGCUACGGACAAUACGUUUUUUUAUUACCAAUCGUAUCGAGAUACUCAGUGGUACGUUAGUUGUUAUCGACGAAGUAGCUGACUGUCUUUGUUCGGUUUCCAGCCGACAUGGAGUGAGAGGGAACAAUGUUUUGGAGCAGUAGCCGUGGCUUGCUAACUUCUGAGCUAGCAGGCUAACGAUCAGCUGUUGUUUUGGUCGGAGAGAUAGCUGGUUUACAAGCCAAACUGCUUUUCAUCGCUGCAGUCAGCCACGCCAGGGUUUACUAAACCAAAUUUCCCCGUCGCCUGUCUAAACACCGAACUGCUCCGUCUGUUAAUGGCGACACACACAGGCGUACCACCCUAACAGAGUCGUCAGCGGUCCGUCAGUCAGCUGUUGUCCGACAGGCGUCAACUCCGUGUGGGAUCGAUCCAUCACAGCGGUCUGUAAUUGAAUCAGCAAUAUCGCUUCAAGAUGCAUGACGCGUAUGAACCAGUGCCUAUUUUGGAAAAGCUUCCCCUUCAGAUUGACUGUCUCGCGGCCUGGGAGGACUGGCUGCUUGUUGGAACAAAACCAGGGCAUCUCCUUCUCUACCGAAUAAAGAAAGAUCCAGGAACCAACCGGUUUGAGGUCACACUGGAAAAAUCCAACAAGAACUUCUCAAAGAAGAUUCAGCAGCUUUACGUUGUCUCACAGUACAAAAUCCUUGUCAGUCUACUGGAGAACAACAUCCACGUCCACGACCUCCUGACCUUCCAGCAGAUCACUGUGGUGUCCAAAGCCAAAGGAGCCACGAUCUUCGCAUGUGACCUGCAGCAAGCCGUCUCAGGAGAGGAAAGGCUGAGAAUGUGUGUCGCAGUAAAAAAGAAACUCCAGCUGUAUUACUGGAAGGAUAGAGAGUUCCACGAGCUGCAGGGCGACUUCGGUGCACCAGAUAUUCCAAAGUCCAUGGCCUGGUGCGAAAACUCCAUAUGUGUUGGUUUCAAACGAGACUAUUACCUUAUUCGGAUGGAUGGCCGUGGCUCCAUCAAGGAGCUCUUCCCCACCGGGAAACAGUUAGAGCCUCUGGUCGCCCCACUGGCUGAUGGGAAGGUGGCUGUCGGGCAGGAUGACCUAACUGUGGUGCUAAAUGAAGAUGGCGUUUGCACCCAGAAGUGUGCCCUGAACUGGACAGACAUCCCCAUAGCGAUGGAGCACCAGCCUCCGUACAUCAUCGCUGUUCUCCCUCGGUACGUGGAGAUCCGGACCUUUGAGCCGAGGCUGCUGGUGCAGAGUGUGGAGCUGCAGAGACCUCGCUUCAUCACCUCAGCAGGGCAGAAUAUUGUGUACGUUGCCAGCAACCACUUUGUGUGGCGCCUGGUGCCCGUUUCAAUAGCCACCCAAAUCCGGCAGCUUCUUCAGGACAAGCAGUUUGAGCUGGCUCUCCAGCUGGCGAAGAUGAAGGAUGAUUCAGACGGAGACAAGAAGCAACAGAUACAUCACAUCCAGAAUCUCUACGCCUUCAAUCUGUUUUGCCAGAAGAGAUUCGACGACUCCAUGCAGGUGUUUGCCAAACUCGGCACAGAUCCCACCCACGUGAUUGGACUGUACCCGGACCUGCUCCCGUCAGACUACCGCAAACAGCUGCACUAUCCCAACCCCCUGCCGACGCUGUCCGGGGCAGAGCUGGAGAAGGCUCACCUCGCUCUGAUCGAUUACCUCACCCAGAAACGCAGCCACCUGGUGAAACAGCUGAACGACUCUGACCCCUCCACAACGUCUCCACUCAUGGAGGGCACACCGACCAUUAAGAGCCGCAAAAAACUCCUGCAGAUCAUUGAUACCACCCUGCUGAAAUGUUACCUGCAUACCAAUGUGGCCCUGGUGUCCCCCCUCCUUCGUCUGGAGAACAACCACUGCCACAUCGAGGAGAGCGAGUACGUCCUCAAGAAGGCUCACAAGUACAGCGAGCUCAUUAUUCUUUACGAGAAGAAGGGCCUGCACCAGAAAGCUCUGCAGGUGCUGCUGGACCAGUCCACCAAGGCCAACUCUCCGCUGAAGGGCCACGAGCGAACAGUGGAGUACCUCCAGAGACUGGGUGUGGAGAACCUGGGCAUAAUCUUUGAGUUUUCUCCCUGGGUGCUGAAGAUCUGUCCCGACGACGGUCUGAAGAUUUUCACGGAGGACCUGACAGAGGUGGAGACUUUGCCCCGAGACAAGGUGCUGAAUUUCCUGAAGGAGGGUUUCACGGAGCUCGCCAUCCCGUAUUUGGAGCACAUCAUCUACGUGUGGGACGACAAGGGUCCGGAGUUUCACAAUGUGCUGAUCCAGCUCUACCUGGAGAGGGUUCAGAUCCUCAUGAAAGAGUACCUCAGCUCACUGCCAGAAGGGGUUCCAGCUGUUGCCGCAGGAAAGGAGAAGGGCAAACUGGGAGAGUUCAGGAACAAGCUGCUGUCGUUCCUGGAUAUUUCUACCAGCUACGAACCGGCCAGACUCAUCAGUGACUUUCCCUUUGAUGGCCUGCUGGAGGAACGGGCUCUGCUCCUGGGACGGAUGGGUAAACACGAGCAGGCGCUCUUCAUCUAUGUGCACGUCCUGAAAGACACCCGCAUGGCUGAGGAAUACUGCCACGGGCACUACAACAGCUCGGUUGAAGGAAAUAAAGACGUUUAUCUGUCUCUGCUGCGGAUGUACCUGUCACCCCCCGACGUCCACUGCCUGGGGCCCAUCAAGAUGGAGCUGUCGGGGCCUCAGGCCAACCUCCAGGCAGCCCUGCAGGUCCUGGAGCUUCACCACAGCAAGCUCAACACCACCAAGGCCAUCAAUCUGCUGCCGGCGAAUACUCAGAUCCGAGAGAUCCGGGUUUUCCUGGAGAGCGUCCUGGAGGAGAGGGCUCAGAGGAAACGCUGCAACCAGGUGCUGAAGAGUCUGCUGCAGGCCGAGUUCCUCAGGGUGCAGGAGGAGCGAAUCUUCCACCAGCAGGUCAAAUGUGUCAUCACAGAGGAGAAGACCUGCAGAGUUUGCAAGAAGAAAAUAGGAAACAGCGCGUUCGCCAGGUAUCCCAACGGCGUGGUGGUUCAUUACUUCUGCUGCAAAGACCGCACCGUGUGUCCCACUGAGCAGUAACAGGUUCUGUUUACUAAUAAAUAACCCCACCCACCCUGCUCCUCUCCGCCCCUUUUCCUCCUCGUGGACUUCAGUGCUUGGAAAUCCAUGAACUACAAAUACAUCAGGAGCUUGGAAGUGCUCAGAUUUGGACGCUUGUAUCCAAAGCACCUUGCAGAACUUUUGUUUUUGCUUUUGUCCCACCUGAGUUAACCUGAUGCUCGACUCUCGGAGCAGAACCGGAGCUCCCUUCUGAGGGGCGGCGACUUCCUGUCUCUCUGUGCAUGAAGAAAUAGGAGGAAUGUCCGGAGUCGCUCAGCAGGAGGGGAGAAAAGUGAAGAGACGGGGGGGGGGCCCUGACAUUUGAAAUGUAUGUGUCACUGUAACUCUAGAGGGGAUUCGCCCCCCCCCCCCCCCCCCCAACACUGUGUAAGCCUCCAACACUGCUUCAUACGCCACAUAGACUCUGCGGGAGUUCUGCUCGAUGCCUUCUGUGACUGAAGAUUGUGACGUCAGAUGUCCGUCAUGAGUGUCUUUUUAUUAAGCAUGUGCCGCUACUGACGAAGCAAAACAAGCGUUUAUGUUACAGCGUGUUUAACGGAGCCGUAUUUUAAUGAAACAUUUGAAGGGCGACCUCUCCGACUAACAUUAUUCACAGCCGUGUUCUUUCCUUCAUCUAGUGUCUUACUGCCAGACAGCAUCCACUCUUUUAAUGCUUUUGUUUUUUUGGUUUUUGAAGUUGUUAUCCGUCUUGGUAUUAGUUUUGUGUUUCCUUCUUUCCCAGUCAUAUCAAAAGUUUAUGAAAUAGAACAAACUUCUAAAGCGAGACUCGUGAAGAGGAAGGUUGGUGUCACAGAGUCUCUCUUUAACAUAGGUCACAGGAGUGCAGCACUUUAAAAGUGGAUGGAUGUCUCGUUUAUUUAUUAUAAAGUCUCAUAUCUGCGCGAUACGAACAGGAAGUGACGUGAGUGACUCGAGAGGUGUGAUUGAUCCAGGCGUUUUAAUGGCAAUAUCGGUCUGAACCGUGUGUGUGUGUGUGUGUGUGUGUGUGUGUGUAUGUAUGUGUGUGUGUGUGUGUUUACCGUCCGCCCGGGAGGUAAUUAAAGAAGCAGGUUAUUGAACAUAAAUGCAGGUAAUGAAUGUAAUGUUUUUAGAGUGAGUCGGGCUCUGGACAGUUCACUUCCAUGACUCAAACUUGUCUGUUUUAACCACUAAACUUUUUUUUUUUUAAAGUUAACUUUCUCACAAGUUGUAGCAUUUCCUGCGUCUUCUGCUCCUUUAAAUGCCCCUCCCCCUUCCUCCUGUGCUCUCAGAGGUUUGCACACAUCCUCAGCUAAGACUGUUUUCAGAGUUUUUUGUUUUUGAAUGGGAAUAUUUGUACCACUGUGUGUGAGGCUGCCUGAAGACCGACGGUGUUAAUGAGCGAUUUCUCAAUGAAGUUCUUUGAUUCUGAUGGAGGACCCAGCAGGUCCCGUCUGUGUCUGGCUUUAAUCAGUAAUAAAUAAUAAGCAUUUCCA
Molecule: messenger RNA, 4680 nt
Organism: Seriola aureovittata
Lineage: Eukaryota; Metazoa; Chordata; Actinopteri; Carangiformes; Carangidae
Gene: vps39
Product: VPS39 subunit of HOPS complex
Exons: 24
Coding region: 554-3184 (876 amino acids)
Biological process (GO): autophagy; vesicle-mediated transport; intracellular protein transport
Cellular component (GO): cytoplasm; membrane
Molecular function (GO): protein binding
Source: RefSeq, a predicted model, not a curated record